This is a messenger RNA of Quercus robur (English oak), 1739 nucleotides long. Its product is annotated as dihydroorotase, mitochondrial. Gene Ontology annotation, cellular component: cytoplasm; chloroplast. NCBI's taxonomy places the organism in Eukaryota, Viridiplantae, Streptophyta, Magnoliopsida, Fagales, Fagaceae. Gene Ontology annotation, molecular function: dihydroorotase activity. The transcript is spliced from 8 exons. The coding region runs from base 510 to 1550 and encodes 346 amino acids. The record is from RefSeq and is a predicted model, not a curated record. Gene Ontology annotation, biological process: 'de novo' pyrimidine nucleobase biosynthetic process; pyrimidine nucleotide biosynthetic process.
UUGCUUGAUACCGGUUACACAAUAACUAAAAUUGUCGUUUUGAAAUCUGUCUAACUAGUUCAAUGAAAUUUGAGAGUUGAGACUGUUGGUAAUCUUUUAUUGUCAAUCUGUUUUGACCGUGUACUUAUGCAGUGUAUUAUAAUACCCACAUCGAGAAUAAGACAAAAGGAGCAUGAACUUUACAGCUUAUUCUGUUCUUUUUGGAUUUUUAUGUUUAGUGCUCAAUCCAUGUGGUGUACAUGUUACACUCUUUUUUCUUAAUUGCUUAUAAUCAGAAUGGGUGCAUCUUAUUAUGCCCCUCUUUAGCUCAUCACCAUCCUUUCUGACUUGAAAAAACUUUAUAAUUAGUGCGUGUCUUCAUUUCUUAUUCACCUGCUCUGUUGUAGAACUGAAACAUACACAAAAGCUGCUGCCUAAUACACCAGAAAUCACGUGAAAGAUAAAAAGCUUUGAAAUUCCCCUUGGAGAAGUUUGAAGGGCAUAAGCAAUUAAGGUGCAAAGGACCUAAGAUGGAGCUCUCUCUAACACAACCUGAUGAUUGGCAUCUUCAUCUCCGUGAUGGCGACCUUCUUGAAGGGGUUGUCUCUCACAGUGCAAGUCAUUUUGGAAGGGCAAUAGUGAUGCCGAAUCUGAAGCCCCCUGUCACCACCACAGCUGCUGCUGUGGCUUAUCGAGAAUCGAUCUUGAAGGUUCUGCCUGUCAAUAGCAACUUCACUCCACUUAUGACACUUUAUUUGACGGAUAAAACAAACCCAGAAGAGAUCAAGCGUGCUAGAAGAAGUAAUGUUGUUUUUGCUGUGAAGUUGUACCCUGCUGGUGCUACGACAAAUUCUCAAGAUGGGGUUACAGAUCUUUUUGGCAAAUGUCUACCCGUGCUUGAGGAGAUGGCUGAACAAAACAUGCCUUUGUUGGUUCAUGGGGAGGUUACGGAUACCAACGUUGACAUAUUUGAUCGUGAGAAGGUAUUUAUUGAGACUGUUUUAAAACCUUUAGUCCAGAGGCUUCCUCAGCUGAAGGUAGUGAUGGAACAUAUCACUACCAUGGAUGCUGUUAGGUUUGUGCAGUCCUGCAAAGAAGGAUCUGUAGCCGCAACUGUUACUCCACAGCAUCUUCUUCUCAACAGAAAUUCCCUCUUUCAAGGAGGAUUGCAGCCACAUAAUUACUGCCUUCCAGUACUCAAAAGAGAGAUCCACAGAGAUGCUAUUGUUGCCGCUGUGACUAGUGGAAGCAAAAGAUUUUUCCUUGGAACUGAUAGUGCUCCUCAUGAGAGACGAAGGAAAGAAUGUUCUUGUGGAUGUGCUGGUAUAUACAAUGCUCCAGUUGCCUUAUCACUGUAUGCAAAGGUCUUUGAAGAUGCAGGUGCGCUUGACAAGCUAGAGGCGUUUACAAGCUUCAAUGGACCAGACUUCUACGGGCUUCCAAGAAACACAUCAAAAAUUAAAAUGACCAGGACUCCAUGGAAGGUACCAGAGUCUUUCUCCUUUUCUUUUGGAGAUAUCAUUCCAAUGUUUGCGGGCGAAACACUUGAGUGGCAGCCAUCCUUCAUGUAAUUUAAAUUUUAUUGAUUUUGGUAUUUUGUUGUCUCUUAUUUAUCUUUUUUAAAUAGACUGGUGUAAUGGAAUUAUGACUUCAUGAAACUUUUUCUGGUUAAAAUUAGAAGUGGACCAAAUUUGGUCCUCUUUGAAGUUAUAAUGUACUAAAAAGUUAAUUUUUAAAAAGAAAGAAACGCUUUGAGUCUA